Messenger RNA from Mugil cephalus (flathead mullet), 6416 nucleotides. Its product is annotated as transmembrane protease serine 9-like. Gene Ontology annotation, biological process: proteolysis. Gene Ontology annotation, molecular function: serine-type endopeptidase activity. The transcript has 21 exons. Lineage: Eukaryota; Metazoa; Chordata; Actinopteri; Mugiliformes; Mugilidae. The record is from RefSeq and is a predicted model, not a curated record. The coding region runs from base 16 to 4071 and encodes 1351 amino acids.
GCUUUUUUGGAAAUUAUGAGACAGGUGACUGUCACUGAGGCAGAGAGGUGUGUUUUAAGAGGAAGGGAGAAGACAGAAGGUUGCUGGAACAGGUCGUACAGACAUACAAUGGCUGUCCACAGAGCGAUUUGUGUGUUUGCUGUGCUGAUUCUCCUGAUACCAGAGUCAAUGUCACAGCUAUCUGUCUGCGGUCGGCCAGCGCUCAACACCAGGAUAGUUGGAGGACAGGCGGCCCCUGAAGGCAGCUGGCCCUGGCAGGCUGAUCUGCACAGAAAUGGAGGUCACUUCUGUGGAGGAUCCCUCAUUAACAAUCAAUGGGUGAUGAGCGCUGCUCACUGCUUCCCAAGUUCCUCUACAAGGAACCUGGUUGUGUAUCUGGGUCGUCAGAGUCAAGAGGGAUCCAACCCCAACGAGGUGUCUCGGACGGUAACACAGAUUAUCAAUCAUCCCAGCUACAACAGCGCAACCAGUGACAACGACAUCACCCUACUGCAACUCUCCUCACCGGUGACUUUCACCAACUACAUUUCACCUGUCUGCCUGGCAGCCACAGACAGCACCUUCUUCGCCGGAGUCAACAGCUGGGUCACCGGGUGGGGCAAUAUUGGAAGUGGAGUUCCCCUUCCUUCCCCACAAAACCUAAUGGAGGUGAACGUGCCAAUUGUGGGAAACAGACAGUGUCGCUGCAACUAUGGAGUGGGCUCCAUCACUGACAACAUGGUGUGUGCUGGGUUACGUGAAGGAGGAAGGGACUCCUGCCAGGGAGAUUCUGGAGGUCCACUUGUGAUCAAGCAGAACAAUCGCUGGAUUCAGGCAGGAGUUGUGAGUUUUGGAAGAGGUUGUGCUGAGCCUAACUUCCCAGGAGUCUACACCAGAGUGUCCCAGUACAACUCAUGGAUUAACAGCCAAAUCAGCAGCAACCAGCCGGGCUUCAUCUCCUUCAGAUCCACUGGGACAAACAGUGACCUGAGUGUCAACUGUCCAGGCCUGCCGCCUCCUCCAACCCCCACACCAAUACCGGUGGUCUGUGGAGAAGCCCGCUUGAAUUCUCGUAUUGUUGGCGGAAGCUCGGUGGCAACAGCUGGCGUGUGGCCAUGGAUGGCUAGUUUACAGAAGAAUGGGAGUCAUGUGUGUGGUGGGACUCUGGUGGCUGUGGACUCUGUGCUAAGCAACGCUGACUGUUUCUCAAGUUCCUCUGUACCGUCUGAGUGGACUGUUGUGUUGGGCCGUUUGAGGCAGAAUGGCUCCAACCCGUUUGAGAUGACACUGAAUGUGACAAAUAUCACUCUGAGCAACCUGACUGGGUCCAAUGUUGCCGUGCUGCAUCUAUCAACCAAACCCACCCUGACCAACUACAUCCAACCCAUCUGCUUGGGCAGCGGACGGACGUUUGCCAAUGGCGUGACAUGCUGGGCUGCUGGAUGGAGCUCCGGGCGAGGAGGGGAAGAACAAGUCCUGCAGGAGCUCCAGACCUCAGUGGUUGACUGUGGCAAUGCUUCAACAAGUGCCAAUGACAUUUGUGUGAGCGCUUUGACCCUGGAGCAGGGUGACUCUGGGGGUCCGUUGAUGUGUAACCAAGACGGUUCUUGGUUCCAGGCGGUCGUCUUAACAGUUCAAAACAACUCCACCAGUCAAACACGAGCAAACCCACCGAUGGUCUUCACAAGACUGAGUCGCUUUGAGUCCUUCCUGACUCAGACUCUGGGGACGUUCUUGUCUCCAAACUCAGGCGGGACAAAUGGCACCAACUCCACUACCACUAACAGUGGGGGCACACUCAAUCACUCCCCUUUCUUCUUGUUCUUCCAUUUCCUUUUCCUCUUGUCUUACUCCUCCACCCUCGUCUUCUACUUGAUCCUGAUCUCGAAGCAGAGACAGUUGCAGGACUCGCAUUCGGGAGGCUGGCAGGGUCAUAAAAAAAAGAAGGAGGCAGACUCAAAAGCCUCGGUUGAAGGUCCCAUUGGUGGACAUUUUAUUUACAGUGCUAGACAAAAAGGAGGUCCAUUUGUGAUCAAGCAGAACGAUCGCUGGAUUCAGGCAGGAGUCGUGAGUUUUGGAAAUGGUUGUGCUGAGCCUAACUUCCCAGGAGUCUACACCAGAGUGUCCCAGUACAACUCAUGGAUUAACAGCCAAAUCAGCAGCAACCAGCCGGGCUCCAUCACCUUCACAUCCACUGGGACAAACAGUGACCUGAGUGUCAACUGUACAGGCCUGCCAGCCAUUACAGCCACCACCAUCCGGUUCUCUUUAGUCUGCGGUCGGCCAGCGCUCAACACCAGGAUAGUUGGAGGACAGGCGGCCCCUAUAGGCAGCUGGCCCUGGCAGGCUGAUCUGCACAGCAGUGGACGUCACUUCUGUGGAGGAUCCCUCAUUAACAAUCAAUGGGUGAUGAGCGCUGCUCACUGCUUCUCAAGUUCCUCUACAAGGAACCUGCUUGUGUAUCUGGGUCGUCAGAGUCAAGAGGGAUCCAACCCCAACGAGGUGUCUCGGACGAUAACACAGAUUAUCAAUCAUCCCAACUACAACAGCGUCACUAAUGACAACGACAUCACCCUACUGCGGCUCUCCUCACCGGUGACUUUCACCAACUUCAUAUUACCUGUCUGCUUGGCAGCCACAGACAGCACCUUCUUCGCCGGAGUUAACAGCUGGGUCACCGGGUGGGGCAAUAUUGGAAGUGGAGUUCCCCUUCCUUCCCCACAAAACCUAAUGGAGGUGAACGUCCCAAUUGUGGGAAACAGACAGUGUAACUGCAACUAUGGAGUGGGCUCCAUCACUGACAACAUGGUGUGUGCUGGGUUACGUGAAGGAGGAAGGGACUCCUGCCAGGGAGAUUCAGGAGGUCCACUUGUGAUCAAGCAGAACAAUCUCUGGAUUCAGGCAGGAAUCGUGAGUUUUGGAAUUGGUUGUGCACGGCCUAAUUUCCCAGGAGUCUACACCAGAGUGUCCCAGUACAACUCAUGGAUUAACAGCCAAAUCACCAGCAACCAGCCGGGCUUCAUCUCCUUCAGAUCCACUGGGACAAACAGUGACCUGAGUGUCAACUGUCCAGGCCUGCCACCCAUUACAACCACCACACUCCCUCCAACAACUACGACCACCCUCACUACUAUAACCACCACCCUCUCUCCAACCACUACAACAACCACCAUCGUCCCUCCAACCACUACAACCACCACCACCAUCCCUCCAACCCCCACACCAAGACCGGUGGUCUGUGGAGAAGCCCCCUUGAAUUCUCGUAUUGGUGGUGGAAGCUCGGUGGCAACAGCUGGCGUGUGGCCAUGGAUGGCUAGUUUACAGAAGAAUGGGAGUCAUGUGUGUGGUGGGACUCUGGUGGCUGUGGACUCUGUGCUAAGCAACGCUGACUGUUUCUCAAGUUCCUCUGUACCGUCUGAGUGGACUGUUGUGUUGGGCCGUUUGAGGCAGAAUGGCACCAACCCCUUUGAGAUGACACUGAAUGUGACAAAUAUCACUCUGAGUAACCUGACUGGGUCCAAUGUUGCCGUGCUGCAUCUGUCAACCAAACCCACCCUGACCAACUACAUCCAACCCAUCUGCCUGGACAACAGACGGACGUUUGCUGAGGGCGUGACAUGCUGGGCUGCUGGAUGGAGCUCCGGGCGAGGAGGGGAAGAACAAGUCCUGCAGGAGCUCCAGACCUCAGUGGUCAACUGUAGCAAUGCUUCAACAAGUGCCAGUGACAUUUGUGUGAGCGCUUUGACCCUGGAGCAGGGUGACUCUGGGGGUCCGUUGAUGUGUAAGCAAGACGGUUCUUGGUUCCAGGCGGUCGUCUUAACGGUUGAAAACAACUCCACCAGUCAAACACGAGCAGACCCACCGAUGGUCUUCACAAGACUGAGUCGCUUUGAGUUCUUCCUGACUCAGACUCUGGGGAGGCUCUUGUCUCCAAACUCAGGCAGCAACAACACAAAUGUCAACAACGUCAUCAACGUCACUACCCCAGCCUCCACCAACUCCAUUACCAGUGGGGGCACAACCAAUCAAUCCAUUUUCAUCUUGUUCUUCCAUGUCCUCUUCCUCUUGUCUUGUCUCCAACUAUUCUUAUAGAAACGUCUUUAAAUGAUUUACACAAUGUGAUGAGCACAAAUGAAUAUGAGCAAACCUUAAAUUGAAGAAGCAUUGUUACUUAAAAUUUAUAUCUGCCAUUAGUUGACUUGAUUGUCCCUCUAUCCGUUGACCACUAGCAGCAGAGUUGUGAAACGUAAGAGCCAAAGGGUAGCUGCGUGGUGCUUGUGCAGUUGACUCAACAAAUACCUGUUAAAGCUCAGUCUGUGUGAGGAAGACUGAUUCUUUAUUGUUUUUAACCGUGAAGGACAGUAGGACAGUAGGUCUAACCAUGAGCCCCAUUUGCUACUGCUCUGCUGUAAUGUGCCAACAAGGAAUUAAUUUUAAGGGUGUGGAAAUGAAGAUGGACUCAAAAUUUAGUUAUUAUGAAGAUUUAAAAUCACUAUGAAGACAAAAUAUGUCAAAUCUUUGCACUGUUGAAUGUUCUGUACUUACUGUAAACACAACAUUAUGUUGUUGUGCUAGAAUAUUGCUUAUCAUUAGCUUCUGUCUUUGAUUGUACAAGAUUUCGAGGUUUAGCUUUGCCGCUCAUAUUUGUUCUCAUUGAAGUAAUAUGAAGGACAAACUGAAGUCGCAAAAACUAAGCUAAUCCAUAACUCUAUGAAAUACUUAGUUCAAUGUAGGUAAAUGGUUGCAAUAGUAAACUCGGCUAAGACAGAAAUGAAUGAAAUGGUUAGCUACAAGGAUACUAAAUGAUAAUGGAGUGGGAUAGUUAGCUAAACACAAUCAAAAAGAUAACUUGUUGAAAAAUUAACCAAACAUAUGCCAAUACAGUACAUAUACAGGUAAAAGUAGGCUACUAGAUAAUUGGUCCAAAUAGCUAAAUGUAGUCUGCUAAACAAGUUAUUGAAUAUGAUGGUUAUUUAUUUACAGCAAAUUUAAAAUCUUAUCUUACUUAAGAAUAAGUGCUGUCAAACGAUUACAUUUUUAACCAUAUUAAUCACAGUGUUGAUUAAUUUCCAGGCGGUCGUCUUAACAGUUCAAAACAACUCCACCAGUCAAACAUGAGCAGACACACCGACGGUCUUCACAGGACUGAGUCGCUUUGAGUCCUUCCUGACUGCGACUCUGGGGACGUUCUUGUCUCCAAACUCAGGCGGCACAAAUGGCACCAACUCCACUACCACUAACAGUGGAGGCACACUCAAUCACUCCCCUUUCUUCUUGUUCUUCCAUUUCCUUUUCCUCUUGUCUUGUCUCCAACUCUUCUCAUAAAAGCAUCUUUUAGCCUAUUUACAUGAUGUGUCAAGCACAAAUGAAUGUGAGCAAGCCUUGAAUUGACUUGAUUCUUCCUCAAAGCAUCUAGUCAACCACAAGCAGCAGAGUUGUGCAAUCGGGUUGGAAAGAUUACAUUUUCGUUCAUUUUAUAAGACAUUAAAUCUCCCUGGUACAAUCAUCAGUAGAAAUGCCGAGUGGUCAGCUACAAAUACCAAAGAGCACUGCAGUUGCAACACCCAAUCAUAAAGUUUCGAACGCAGCUUCUGACCCCCGAGACUCCUGGAUAAUGUAGUGAUUAGAGACGUUAUCCAAAAUCCUUAUUGUGAGGUUGGGAACUUACAACAAGUAUUUACUUAAGGUUUUCUUGUCUGAACAUAUUUUUAUUUCAUGCAGCUGUGAGUUCAGCAUAAGUACGUGCACAGGAAAUAAUUGUUUUUUUGUGUGUCUACUGGCUAUUUUAAAUACUCACUGUGCACUUCAAACUUGAUCGGAAUUAUAGUGUAGAGGGUGUUUUUGAUGAAAUUGUACAUGUUAUAUAAGAUUCAGGUUUAUGAACUAUGUGCACGAACACAGGAAGACUAAUUGUUUCAUUUAUGUUUUUCACUGUGAAGGACAGUAACCUUGACACCAUUUUACUGCUGCUCUGCUGUAAUGUGUCAAUAUGAAGGGUGUGAAAUUGUUAAUUAUGAAGUUAUUAUGUCAUUAUGAAGUUUUAAAAUCCCUACAAAUAGAAAAUGUGUCCGAUCUUUGCACUGUUCAUUGUUCCUGUACUUAAAGCACUUACUAAAUUCUAUUUAUUUCUUGUUUCAUUCAUUUUCUGGACAGAGUUAAAUGAGGCCGCGCAGUAUCUUCAUUACCCCACGGUUACAGAAAACGAAUUAAUGCUGUCCUGUAACUUUGACAGCUGGAUGUAAAGAAGGUAUUUUGGAGGUCGGUGACCAGUCUGUCCAUUGUCUACCUCAUUAUCAGAAAACUGCAAUAUAAAUUGGUGUCUGGUGUGAAAAUGCACUUGAUUUUAAAUACAGUAUUUGCUCCUCUGUAAUGGAUGAAUGCUGGUUUUAUGUGAUUUCUUUUUCACAGGGGAAUAAAAAUGUUGUGACAUGAAAGUA